AUGGAGAAUUCAUCUAUAGAGACUGGAUUCAUCCUUCUUGGUAUGACAGAUAACCCUCAGCUUGCAGUCCUGCUAUUUGGAAUCUUCUUUAUUGUUUAUGUGGUCACUGUACUGGGGAACCUAGGGUUGGUGGUCCUGAUCAGAGUAAGCCCCCGCCUCCAUACUCCCAUGUACUUUUUCCUCUCUAAUCUGUCCUUCCUUGAUUUCUGUUUCUCUUCCAUUACAACCCCAAAGACUUUGGAAAGUUUAUUAUCUCAGCUGCAAGGUAUUUCUUUCUUUGCAUGUGUGACUCAAAUGAGUCUGUUUAUAAUCUUUGCCUCUGCUGAAUGCAAUGUUUUGGCUUCUAUGGCAUAUGACCGCUAUACAGCCAUCUGUCACCCACUGGUCUACCACAUCACCAUGUCAAGAGUCCAUUGUCUCCUAUUGGUAGUAGGAUGCUACCUUGGUGGGUUAGUUAACAUGGUUGCUGUAACUACUUCGAUCACACAACUCUCAUUCUGCCAACCACGUGUCAUCCCACACUUCUUCUGUGAUAUUUCUCCACUGUUAGCACUGGCUUGUUCAAAUCCCUGGCUCACACAGAUCUUGGUUGUUGGAUGUGGGGGAUUCACCCUGGUUACUUCUAUUGUGGUGAUCUUUAUAUCCUACAUAUCUAUACUUGUGACUAUCCUGGGGAUUCCCUCAUCUUCUGGAAAACAGAAAGCCUUCUCCACCUGUGCUUCCCACUUGACUGCUGUUGGCCUAUACUAUGGAACAACUAUGUACACUUAUUUACAGCCCUCCCGACAUGGCUCCCAGGCUGGAAAUCAGAUGGUCUCAGUGUUUUACACAAUGAUGAUUCCCAUGCUGAAUCCUCUCAUCUAUAGUUUGAGAAAUCAGGAAGUGAAAGCUGCCUUACAAAAAAUAUUGAGAUGUAACCUCUGA
Perognathus longimembris pacificus (Pacific pocket mouse) is the source of this 924-nucleotide messenger RNA. Its product is annotated as olfactory receptor 1052-like. The transcript has a single exon. Lineage: Eukaryota; Metazoa; Chordata; Mammalia; Rodentia; Heteromyidae. Gene Ontology annotation, cellular component: membrane. Gene Ontology annotation, molecular function: olfactory receptor activity; odorant binding; G protein-coupled receptor activity. Gene Ontology annotation, biological process: G protein-coupled receptor signaling pathway; sensory perception of smell. The coding region runs from base 1 to 924 and encodes 307 amino acids. The record is from RefSeq and is a predicted model, not a curated record.